AUGGUCUUCAGGUUUGAACGAUACUCGAAUCUUAAGCGAUUGAAAAUCAACUGCAAUCAAGUUCACAUUGAGGAAAUCCGUGUGGAAAAUAACGCGUGGAUCGAUUUCGACUUGGAGGAUCCUCUUGAAAAUUUGUCCGACUACGACUGGAAACGUCUGGAUAACGCUGACGAGAUCGAUGAGACUUUCAAAAUCCACCUUAAAGAAUCGGACCCUUGGUGUGAUGGAGGUGAAUUGAUAAUUGACUUAUCUGAGUGCGAUUCUGGGAAUGUAUCGCUGAACGAAGACGGUUCCUUUGACUUGAUCAUUUCAAUGAAAUUCUCCCUCGAAAAUCCCAGGUCGGGUGUUCAUUUUAGGACACCGUUGUUGAAAGAUGGGAACAUCGAUUGGAGUCUAGCUCACAUGUUCGCCACGCCGUAUUACAAUUCAGCUCGAUCCUGUUUUCCGUGCAUCGAUGCUCCUGACAAGUUAUGCCUCUGGGACCUGGAAUUUUGCGUGCCCAAGCACAUGUCUGCUGUUUCAUCUGGGGAUCUAUUGAAAUGCAUCCAGUUCAAUAAUGGAAAACGGCUCUACAGGUUCAGCCUCAGGGUACCGACAGCUGCUCAAAACAUUGCUUUUGCUGUUGGAAAUUUUAUUGCGCAUGUGGAUCGACAUCAACCGCAAAUAACGUCGUUUUGCACUCCUGAAUUCGUCGAUAUCAUGCAAGACGCGGUCGACGAAACCUGGAAGAUGCUGGCAUUUUUUGAGGGCUACUUCAAAUCGUCCAUUUUGCACGAUUCGUACAAGCAAGUGAGAUAUCCUCAAACAUAA
Molecule: messenger RNA, 810 nt
Organism: Notodromas monacha
Lineage: Eukaryota; Metazoa; Arthropoda; Ostracoda; Podocopida; Cyprididae
Source: the annotation of a GenBank genome assembly